AUGACAAAGAGUGUUAAGAAGAUCCCGAUGGUGGCUAUCUCUCGAUUCAUGCAGCCUCCACAGUUCCAGGACCAGGUGUUUAUCAACUUCCGAGGAGAGGAAAUUCGCUAUAGCUUCCUCAGCCACCUCGCUGCCGCUUUUGAACUACACGGAAUAAACUUCUUCAUUGACAAAGAUGAACAGAAGGGAAAAGACCUUAAACACCUUUUCAAAAGGAUCAAGCAGUCGCAGAUUGCAUUAGCAAUCUUUUCCGAAAGAUAUGCGGAGUCCCCAUGGUGCUUGAACGAACUGGCAAAGAUGAAGAAACUUGCAAAGAAGGGCAAAUUAAAUGUGGUUCCUAUUUUCUACAAGGUGGAGGUAAAUGAUGUGAGACACCAAGAGGGAAAAUUUGGUAGUAACUUUUGGAAGUUGGCAAAGAUUUCUAGUGGUGACGAGAUCAAGAAGUGGAAGGAAGCUUUGGAGUUUUUCUCUAAUAAGAUGGGCUUGACGUUAUGUGGCAAGAGGUACUCUACAUGA
Arabidopsis thaliana (thale cress) is the source of this 516-nucleotide messenger RNA. RefSeq names its product Toll-Interleukin-Resistance (TIR) domain family protein. The transcript has a single exon. The record is from RefSeq and is marked reviewed. Gene Ontology annotation, biological process: signal transduction. Lineage: Eukaryota; Viridiplantae; Streptophyta; Magnoliopsida; Brassicales; Brassicaceae. Bases 1 to 516 code for a protein of 171 amino acids.